Molecule: messenger RNA, 906 nt
Organism: Rotaria sp. Silwood2
Lineage: Eukaryota; Metazoa; Rotifera; Eurotatoria; Philodinida; Philodinidae
Source: the annotation of a GenBank genome assembly
AUGCGAAAUCAUAGUACAUCUUGGUUAUCAAAAAAUAAAACAAUGAUAGACAAUUAUUGUAAUUUAAAUUUACCUAUUGAUUAUGAUUUAUAUUGGUUUAUUGCAUAUGCAUCACUUGCUUUUAUUGGAUUAUUUUAUGCACUUCUUGGUUAUCGUUGGUGGCGUUUUACAAUGUUUGUAACAUCAUUUGGUCUUGGAUCACUUCUUCUUUAUAUUAUAUUAUCAACACAACCAACAAUGAGUGAAUCACAAUUAAUUGGUGUAUCAUGUUCAAUUGCAACAUUAUUUGGUUUAAUUGGUGCACUUUUACAAUAUGUUGGAUUAUUUAUAAAUGGUUUUUGUUUUGGUUUAACACUUUCUAUAACAACAUUUAUUAUAGUCGAUAUGAAAAAUCGUGCAAAUGGUGUAACAACAUCAUUUUGGUUACCUAUUGGUCUUAUUUUAUUAUUAGGUUUAAUAUGUGCUAUUAUAACAUUACGUUUUCAAAAGACAAUGUUAAUUGUAACAUCAUCAUGUUUAGCAGGUGUAUGUCAAACACUUGUAUUAGAUUAUUUUCUUCAAUCAUCUGUUUUACUUCAUUUUGUUCAUAAACGUUUAUUAUUUGAAUCAACACAAACAUUAUGUAUUCGUCAUUGGAUAAUAGUUUUUAUUUUACCAAUAAUUAUGUUAUUUGGAAUUGUUAUACAAUUUUCAUGUACAGGAAAAAAUUAUGAUCAUAGAGAUUCAUGGCAAAGAGCUAUUAGUGCAGGCAAAAAACGAUAUAAAGCAACAAAUUUUAAAAAAAUUCGACAUCAUUAUCAUCAAGAUACACUUCGUGAACAUAUUAUUCCUGAUGAAAGUAAUCGUUUUCGUUAUUUUUAUCAUAUACGACGUGCAAAUGGAGAUGCAUUAUCAUCGGUAAGUUAA